AUGGCCGUGGCAAAUACCGAAGGUCUCCUGGAAUGGGCCAAGGCCAACGGAACUUCAUUAUCACCCAACGUCGAAAUAUACAAUGACGAUGUCACGGGACUCUCAUUUCGCGCUGCUGACGAUAUACCGUCUUCAACGAGCCUUGUGAAUUGCUCGUACACAACUACACUCUCGUAUCUGAACGCAGCCGAAGUCUCGCCCUUUCAACGGCAUUCUGCCCCUUUUCCCACCAACUUUCUAGAUGGGUUGAGAAGAGAGGAUCCCAAUGUUGUCGGCCAUUUCUUCCUCGUGCAGCAAUACUUGCUGGGUAAAGACUCAUUUUGGCGUGAAUAUGUGAGGGUUUUACCUCAGCCGGACAGUAAAGAGGCAUCUGGACUUCCGGUUUUGUGGUCUGAGGAUGAUAGGAGGUGGUUGGAUGGAACGAAUGCGGAGCCACCGCUUCAAAAGAGAAGGAACCUGUGGGAGGAAGAGUGGAAGAUGGGGAUGGAGCUGUUGAGAGAAGGCAGCUGGGAGGGCUACGAAGAUUAUUCGUUUGAAUUGUACCAGUGGGCGGCAAGCAUUUUUGGCAGUAGAAGCUUCCGGGCAUCUCUGACGAUACCCGAAGAGAUUAUUCAGUCUACCAAGAUGUUACCGGAACAUUACGCUCUGAAUCUGGAACAUAUCCAGAAGGAUCGCUUCUCAGUCCUGCUUCCUGUUAUGGACAUCGGUAACCACAAUGGCGUCAACCAGGUUGACUGGUCCAAAGGAGCUGAUCAAUUCAGUCUCAAAAGUCGAAUUGUUCUGACUCGGAAUUCUCAAAUAUACAACUUUUACGGCGACAAGUCCAAUAGCGAAUUGCUCGUCGGAUAUGGCUUCACGCUGCCAAACCGCGAAAAAGAUACUGUGAAUCUCAAAUUGACUCCAGGAGCCGAAUCUAUUCGGCUUCGACGCUCUCAGACUUCUCAUAUCAUCAAUAUCAAUCAACCGGAGCAAGAAUUCAUGUUCCAUGUAAAACUGCCUGCCAAGACUGUGCCUCUUGACCAACUCUUGCAGCUGCAGGUCUUCUCCUCGGGCCUCAUCGACACGAUGUCUUGCAUGGUGGCAAACAAGAGAGAGCGAAGGUUUUUGCAAGCGAAUCUCCAGUGCUCCUUGGAAAAAAAAUCUUUCAGCGGCCCAUUGUCCAGAAAUAUAGUUCUCGUCCUUCGGAUUCUACGGGAUAAGCUCCAGUACGAAUUAUCAAGGAUUCAAACAUUCGGCGGAGGUCUCAGUCAUGUUGAGCUCCUGUCUUUAGAGUGUGCAUUCGCUUGGUUGCAGCUUAAUUACCCGGACCUUGCAGCUCAAGCUUUCAAGAUUAUCUCCGAGGACCAGGACGAGCCUUUGCCUCUGGACUGGGCAGUGUUAGUAGAGGACUGGGAUCAUUCAUACUGGACUGUGUGGAUAUACAUACUAUGGACGCUGCGUCUACAGAACAAGAAAGAAUUUGAGACUCGCCAUCCUAAAUUGGGGGUAUGGAUGUCAGGCAUGGAUUUAUCGUACGAUGAAGAGCUAGCCAGUGAUGUCUCUGCUGAGAAGUUGUACGCAGACCAAAGCGAGCAAGAAACAAUUGACGGCAUGAUAAACAACCUCACAUCUCAAUCUACCGGACAGUCGGCAUGUACUGCGCGGCUGCGUAACUUUGCGAGCUACAUCUCUCUAGAAGAAACCGUGCCCAUGAGCUACCAGAUGCCGUCUGGCACCAAGGCCAACGAGUUUGUGGCGCAGAAGCUCCUAUGUGUUACAAAGAUAGAGCGAAGUGUUCACGAUGACAGACCGACAUCAGGGCCUUGGACUCGUUUCUUGAAUUCAAUUGGAUCUUGA
Messenger RNA from Drepanopeziza brunnea f. sp. 'multigermtubi' MB_m1, 1836 nucleotides. RefSeq lists its product as uncharacterized. Gene Ontology annotation, molecular function: protein-lysine N-methyltransferase activity. Lineage: Eukaryota; Fungi; Ascomycota; Leotiomycetes; Helotiales; Drepanopezizaceae. Gene Ontology annotation, biological process: peptidyl-lysine monomethylation. The record is from RefSeq and is a predicted model, not a curated record.